Penicillium pulvis is the source of this 1785-nucleotide messenger RNA. RefSeq lists its product as uncharacterized. Bases 1 to 1785 code for a protein of 594 amino acids. The record is from RefSeq and is a predicted model, not a curated record. The transcript has 3 exons. Lineage: Eukaryota; Fungi; Ascomycota; Eurotiomycetes; Eurotiales; Aspergillaceae.
AUGAAAUCUACUUUUUGUCUACUAUUCUGGGCCUGUUUGACUCCUGGCAUCAUAGCCACGCUAAACCCUCGCAGUUUGAACUCUACUGCUCCAAAAGUGAAGGUUGAGAACGGCACAUAUAUUGGCUUCCAUGACCCCGUCCUCAAUACAGACAACUUUUAUGGAGUUGCCUAUGCACAGCCACCUCUAGGGGACUUGCGGUUCAGACAGCCGCAAUCUCUCAAUACCACCUGGCCCGGCAACCGCGUUGCUGUAGACUGGCCCAAGGAAUGUGUUGCAUCAAGUAAGACUUCUAUGCAUAUGUCCGAAGAUUGCUUAUACAUGGGCAUCAUUCGCCCUGCGAACAUCACACAAGCAAAUCUCCCGGUCAUGGUGUUCCUUGAGCAAGGCGGCUUCAACAAUGGUGGUGUUGGCUACUAUUCGGCUUUCAACCAGACAUGGAUUGUUCAACGCUCUUCUGAUAUCGGUUUCCCCAUCCUUGGAGUCGCGGUCAACUCCCGAAUAGGCCCAUGGGGCUUCAUGUAUAGCCAAGAGAUACAAGACACACUUAACACCAACCUAGGGCUACGAGACAUGCGCAAGGCGCUUGAGUGGAUCCAGGAGAACAUCGCUGCCUUCGGAGGAGACCCCUCACGCGUCACAAUUCAGGGACAAAGCACUGGAGCACAGUCAGUGGGACUUCAACUCCUCGCAUAUGGCGGAGACAAUGCCAACCUCUUCCACGGCGCCAUUUCAGAAAGCGGUGCACCCGUCUGGUACGCGCCAACCGCAGAUGUGAGCUUGUGGCAACCAACAUACGACAGCUUCGUGAAAGCAGCAGGCUGCAGCACCGCAAAGGAUAGCCUACAAUGUCUUCGUGAAGUAUCCAACACGACCCUCAUCGACAUCUUCAGCAACACAACCCUCGACCCCUUCGGCUCGAAUGCGCCACGUGAAUUCAUGAUGGCCGUCGACGGCGACUUCAUCCCAGAAGCAAACAGCGUCCUACUACAAUCAGGAAAAUUUGCACGUGUCCCAUAUCUCAUCGGCACUAAUUUCGACGAAGGCACGACCGUCGGCCCAAAGCCUGUUAACAACGCUAGUGAUCUCAACGCCUACCUCGUCAAAGAGAUGAUGACCAUCGAUAACGCCAGCCUGGCUACUAUUGGCUAUCUCUAUCCUGACAUCCCAGAGAUUGGCAUCCCAACCACUUACCAAGGCCGCCCUCCGUACAGCGAUACGUACGGACUUCAGUGGAAGCGCUCGUGUGCCGUUGGGACGGACAUCAUCAUGGACGCACCUACCCGGCUCACGACAUUAUCUAUGGCGGCAUACAACUCAACGGUAUACCGAUACCACUUCAACAUCGUUCCGAAUGGAUACACCAAUCUUCAGGGCUCCACACAUGCGUCGGAGGUCCCGUUGACGUUCUAUAACCUUCCCGGUCUGGGCAGUACCGUUCCCCCGCUCGGUGGACCGAAUAGUGACAAGCUAGUCAAAAUGGCUCAAAUAAUGAGCGCCAUGUGGAUUGGAUUCGCUUAUAGCGGAGACCCAAAUUAUAUUAUUCAGAAGAUUGGCCCGGAUGUUCCUGUUUGGCCUCCUUAUACGCUACCUGAGCCGAGGAACUAUGUUUUCACGAUCAAUGAGACUCUGUAUACGGAGCCGGAUACUUUUCGGGCUGAGGGUAUUAAUUGGCUUAUGGAUAUGAUGGUUGCUUCGAAGAAUAGGAACUGUACUAGUAUCGCGGCGUGUGGAGGUGCUGCUGACACUAUGAAUGGGGAGACGGGGGGUAUAUAUGGGCUUUGA